Pseudophryne corroboree (corroboree frog) is the source of this 4161-nucleotide messenger RNA. Its product is annotated as mitochondrial glutamate carrier 1-like. The record is from RefSeq and is a predicted model, not a curated record. Gene Ontology annotation, biological process: malate-aspartate shuttle; aspartate transmembrane transport; L-glutamate transmembrane transport. The transcript is spliced from 10 exons. Gene Ontology annotation, molecular function: L-glutamate transmembrane transporter activity; L-aspartate transmembrane transporter activity. NCBI's taxonomy places the organism in Eukaryota, Metazoa, Chordata, Amphibia, Anura, Myobatrachidae. The coding region runs from base 1117 to 2127 and encodes 336 amino acids.
AUAUGAAACUAAGUUGUAUGAGUUAUACACUCACUUAUAUAAUUUUUAUAGUUAAUAGAUCUUCCCCUUACUAAGUGAAAGGAGUAUUUGUUUCUCCAUGGGGUGGGAACUCUUUGUACCAUACUGGUACUUUAAUAGAUGGUCUAAUUGAUAUCAACCCAAUUAAUUUACCAGGUCUACCACGUGUUCUAAAUUGGUUAGACAUUAUACCCAUUUGAAUUGCCUUCACUCCUGAGUCUCUGAGUGUCAGGUUCAAGCUGCUGACCGACGAGGUAUGUGCUAUAUUAUAGAGAUUUCUUUAAUGAUUGGCACUAAUGAACUACACCCCCUGUGGGUAGCACUUUGAGUAAUUUCUUUGAAUUAUUCGAUCAUAGAUCAGUGAUACCGUCCAUAAAGGAUGGGUUUCCCUAAUAAACAUAUCAUGUGGGUUCACUAUACUGAUGGUUAAUACAAUUAGUCCUGGGUUUUCCAAAUAUGAAUAAAUGGCUGGUUAUAAUCAGAUCAUUUAGUAGAGGAUCAUUGUAUAGUGGUAACAUUGGUGUUUGUUAUAGCCAAUUCUGUGGCUUUGUUCUGUAUCAUAUAUAGAAACCACACGGGUUAGUCAUGAGAUCUGUUCAUUAGUGAUCAGACAUUAAUGAUACCAGAAUUUUUAUAAUUAUGGGUGUCAAAAUAAGAUAGGGGUCUAUUUAUGAACUCGUAGGUGUUCUUAUAAUUAAUACCCAAUUAAUCAAUUUAUUAGGUUCCUUAUGCUUGCGAACCAGUUAGAUUCUAUACACAUAUGAAUCUUCCCCAUAUUCGAAUAUCUGAAUGUCAGACUCAAGCUGAUGAUAUAUGAGGUAUGUGCCGUUCCCUUGGAUUAAUCCCAAUCUCUGCCUAAUUGAACAAAAAGUGUCCUUUAAUUAAUAAAGGUUAUUAAACGUUUUUUUAAUUAGGUAUGGUCCUCGCUGUAUCAAUCAAGUCCCAUUGAAAUAUUGAAACGUUGUUCAUACAUCUUUGAAUGACCUUUUAUGUGCUGACAAUAUGUUCUGAAAUGAAGAGAGCACAGUUGGAUUCCGUGCAGCACGGAGCCUGUACACCGGUGACCAAAGAGAUCUCCCUAAGACGAAAAUUUAAAAAAUGGCUGAGAAGCAGAUCAGUUUACCCGGCAAACUCAUCAGUGGUGGAAUUGCCGGAAUCAUUGGAGUGACUUGUGUUUUUCCAAUUGACUUGACCAAAACACGGCUUCAAAACCAGAGGAACGGGCAACAAAUCUACAAAAACAUAUGGGACUGUUUGAGAAAGACUGUGCGGUCGGAGGGUUACUUUGGCAUGUAUAGAGGUGCUGCAGUAAACUUAACGCUUGUAACUCCGGAGAAGGCAAUUAAAUUAGCUGCUAAUGACUUCUUCAGACACAACUUGGCAAAAGAUGGCAAGAAACUGACCCUAUUACAAGAAAUGUUGGCAGGAUGUGGAGCUGGGACAUGUCAGGUUAUUAUAACCACCCCAAUGGAAAUGCUGAAGAUUCAGCUACAGGAUGCUGGGAGACUAGCAUCUUGUCAGAAGACUGCAGCAGGGAUACAAAGCCUCACGCAUGGAGCAAAGCAUUUAAAUACCAUUCCCCUAAUCACUAGGGCGUAUAACGUUGGGCCAGCACUGGUAGCUCCGAAAAUGUCCGCUAUGCAGAUAGCUUAUGGACUCCUUUGCACAGAAGGGGUUAAAGGACUUUACAAAGGAUUGGGGGCAACUUUACUGAGGGAUGUUCCAUUCUCCGUUAUCUACUUCCCAUUGUUUUCCAACCUCAACAAACUGGGGCAGUCUUCUCCAGAUGAGAGGGCUCCGUUCUUCCAUUCGUUCAUUGCAGGUUGCAUUGCUGGCUCUGCCGCAGCUGUGGCUGUCAAUCCCUGUGAUGUAAUAAAGACACGUCUUCAAUCACUGCACAAAGGCGCAAAUGAAGAGACUUACAGUGGAAUUAUAGAUUGUGCCAGGAAAAUUUGGAUAAAAGAGGGCCCGUCUGCAUUUCUGAAGGGAUCAGGAUGUCGAGCAUUAGUCAUUGCUCCACUUUUUGGCAUAGCCCAAGUUGUGUACUUCCUUGGUGUGGGAGAAACCAUUCUCGAGUUUGCCCAGUUGAACCGUUUAACAGCUGGAUAGGUGAAGCAUUCCACAGAACUACACUGCACGGAAAAUGGGCGACCACAAAUUGUGUUUUCACUUUGUUUUGAACUUGGUUUUUUAUGAACUAGGAGGUGUAUCUUAACACUGAUUUGAAUAAGGGUGUAAAGGGUUUCAGUUCCCUUCUAUUUUCAGCACUUUCAUCCAUACGUUGAUGCAGAAAAAUAGCACUUGUUUGUUGCAGUGUCAGGACAUACACAUAAUUUAAUGAGGGAGUUGUACGUUUUCUAAUCAUUCCCUGUUUUAUUUAGGAAUCAGGGUCAUUCAUGUAUGUUGAUAGAAGAUAUCCGUUGUAGUGGUGGAUAAUGAGUCUCCACCCCCACCCGUAACCCCCUUCCCCCCCCACCUGUAAAUGUUAUUAGCAAGAUAUCGAUAGACUUGCUGGAAUGGUCUCACUUUGGAUAUUUUUGCUAUUCUUGCAAAAUGAAAGCUUCGGUAUGUUACAGGACUUGUUUGGGUGAAUUUUCACACUGAACAUAGGUUUGCAGUCAGGGAGAGAAUGUUAUAAGGGUCAUAGGGGCCAAUUCUAUUUUUAGUAUUAAAUAUUUGAUUGUUAUAACUUCUGGUGCCAAAACUUGAAUAGUCUUCUGUGCAGCUAUAGUAAAAGUAUUAUGGUUAAGAUCGGACAUAUUUGUAUGUGUCGGGCGUAUCCUCUGCUCCCUUUACUUGAACACAGAAUCGUUGUUACAUGCUAGUGGAAGUUCUUUCCUAUGGGUGGGACUCGAUAGGUCCUGCAUUCCUAACUUUGGUUAAACAUUCAUAGUCAAAGCACUCUAUUUAAAAGCUCUAAGGAGUGAGUUUACUAAGCUGCAUUUAGCAAAGCAGUCGCAACUCUGACACUUUUGGCUACUAGAUUUAAAUCCAGCGACUGAAGCCACUUAUUCACAGCAGUUUAACUAAAUUGAAGAUGUUUACUCACAGUAGGGUUACUAAAAGAGUAGCUGGGGGGUUGUAUACUUGAAUAUCAGUGUGUGGUUUUUGUUUUUUUAUUUUUGCUUUGGCUUUUCAAAGGUGUUGUGUUUUUGUUUUGUUUUUUAUCAGUCUAUUCUGUUCAUUUAUAAACAUACUAUUUGUGCACACCAAGCUUUCAAACUGCAAGGCUAUCAAGGGAACAGCCUUAAGUCUCAAGCACCUUAUUGCAGAGGCACUUCAGUGCUGCCCAUGUAAACAAAUGAAUUGGUGUACAGUAAAUACAAUGUGUUGAGACCCAAAUUGGGGUUUAUGACUUGGUGAACCUAUUGAUUCCACACAGUAGGUAAUUCUGGUCAGUGUAUUUAACAUGGUCUGUUAUUGGCUAGGAACAAAUCUAAAAAAAACUGCUGACCUUGCCAAGAAGUGCUGAAAAGUUAUACCGAACGCCGUGGUUUGCUAUUUACAGAUUCCUGAUCUUGUGUGCAUAUGUUUGUGUGUGGUAUUCUGGUUACUAUAGGGCAAUAUACAGUCUCUAGAGAAACUGUGUGCUUUUGUGAAUGUCGUAAGAUUUAUUUUUUUCUUCAUGUGUAUAUAUGGCUUUUAAAGCAAUAAUCCCACAGGGUUUUGGUUUUUUUGAUUGCAGGAUAAGUACCCUUUUAAGUGUGCAUAUUAUCUUGUUUUCAUUCCCAUUCUGGAGGGCAAUAAAAUAUGGCUGCCACAAGGUGACUGCUCACAGCAUGUCAUGUGAUUGCAGAUGGAGGUGGGGGCAAUAAGAUGCUUUCCCAGUGUACAAAGCAGAUACAAAACAUACUGUUUGGCUGACAGUCGCCCUAUGGCUUAUGCUCUCAGCAUGUCAUGCGAAGGCAGAGGGGGUGGGAGGGAUGCUCAGAGGGGUGGUACAAAACCUCUUUGCUCUCCCAUGUAUACAGAAUAAAAAAUUAAGAAUAGCCUGAAAAACAACACACCAAGGAGAAGUGUUAAAUACCAAGAUUAUGGUUAUCGGUUUGGGAUUAGUGCUUUAAAAGAUCAAGAAAUCAGUGGACAAGACAAGGAAACCACUAGCACAUAUGAGGGAUAAAAAUAAAAUGUUCUUUUCACAAA